Molecule: messenger RNA, 1125 nt
Organism: Iphiclides podalirius (scarce swallowtail)
Lineage: Eukaryota; Metazoa; Arthropoda; Insecta; Lepidoptera; Papilionidae
Source: the annotation of a GenBank genome assembly
AUGAUACGAGAGUUCUACGACAGUUCAGAUGAAGAUGAAAUGGAAAAUCAGUAUCAGAUAGACCCAGAAUGCUUAGUGCUCACUAGACCCGACCAAGACAUGCAUAACCGUUGCUGCGGUGGCAAAGCUUGGUGCAUAAAGGACAUCUGUGGCAUCAUCUGCGCGAUUCUAACAUGGCUGCUUAUACUAUACGCUGAGUUUGUCGUGAUGAUGGUGAUGCUCCUGCCGGGUGUAGCAACUUACCCAUUCUACAGCUACGUGAACAUCGUCCUGUUCCAAACGCUGGCGUUCCUGGCAUUUGCUUCACAUCUUAGAACAAUGUUCACCGAUCCGGGAGCAGUACCGAAGGGCAACGCCACAAAGGAGAUGAUAAAGCAGAUGAGCUUCCGCGAGGGCCAGGUGAUCUUCAAGUGCACGAAAUGCUGCAGCAUCAAGCCGGAGCGGGCGCACCACUGCUCGGUGUGCCAGCGCUGCAUCAGGAAGAUGGACCACCACUGCCCGUGGGUGAACAACUGCGUGGGCGAGAACAAUCAGAAGUAUUUUGUGCUGUUCACUUUCUACAUAGCCGCCAUCUCGGUGCACUCGCUGACGCUCUCCGUGUACCAGUUCGUGACGUGCAUCCGGCACGAGUGGCGCGACUGCAGCGCGUACUCGCCCCCCGCCACCGUGGUGCUGCUGCUGUUCCUGAUCGCGGAGGCGCUGCUCUUCGCCAUAUUCACCGCGGUGAUGCUCGGCACGCAGCUGCACGCGAUAUGGAACGACGAGACCGUGAGUGGCCGCCACCGCGAUCCGGCCACGUGUGCCGCCCCGGCCCGACUGCUCGGGCCCGUGCGCACACGUCUCGGGUCGUGUGCCCGUAACACGGCUCGCGGCGUCCACUUGGCCGCGCCGCCGCCGCCCCCAACGCUCCAGAAUAUUGUAACUGGCAUCGCCAUACCUGGACGGCACGCUAUAUACGUGCCUGAAAGGGGCAUAGAGCAGUUGAAGAAGGAGCAGGCGCGCUGGGUGCGGAAGUCGCGUUGGAAGAGCAUACAGGCGGUUUUCGGACGCUUCUCUAUACUGUGGUUCUCGCCUUUCACCCAGCCCUCGCCGAAGACCAAGCUGGAGAGCUACCUGUACAGCGUG